Rhizopus microsporus ATCC 52813 is the source of this 2604-nucleotide messenger RNA. RefSeq names its product PMT-domain-containing protein. The coding region runs from base 41 to 2497 and encodes 818 amino acids. Lineage: Eukaryota; Fungi; Mucoromycota; Mucoromycetes; Mucorales; Rhizopodaceae. Gene Ontology annotation, biological process: protein O-linked glycosylation via mannose. The transcript has 10 exons. The record is from RefSeq and is a predicted model, not a curated record. Gene Ontology annotation, molecular function: dolichyl-phosphate-mannose-protein mannosyltransferase activity. Gene Ontology annotation, cellular component: membrane; endoplasmic reticulum.
CUUUUCUUUCUUUUUUCUUUUCUCUUUUUCAUUGCGCGAAAUGGCAUCGAGUGAGAUUAGAUCUAGGUCUAAUCCCUAUGACAAGUGGAUAGCGCUUGUAUUGUUUAUAUUGGCUAUUCCUGUUCGAUUCAAGAAUAUAUCUUUUCCUUCUCAAGUUGUGUUUGAUGAAGUCCAUUUUGGUAAAUAUGCUGCAUAUUAUAUCAAACAAAGUUAUUUCUUUGAUGUUCAUCCACCCUUGGCAAAGUUACUGAUCACAUUUAUUGCUUGGAUAUGUGGGUUUAAUGGAUCCUUUGAAUUUGAAGAAAUUGGAAUGGAAUAUCCGAAUACUGUGCCAUUUGUACAGAUGCGUGCUUUUGGUGCCUUAUUUGGAGCAUUGGUUAUACCUCUUGCUUAUUUAACUAUCAGGGGAUGCGGGCAUUCUAACAUGGCUUCUAUUGUUGCUGCCAUCGCCAUCUGUUUUGAGAACGGAUUGGUUGCCAACAAUAGACUGAUUUUACUGGAUUCUUAUCUCUUAUUUUUCACAGCUUUCACUAUUUUUGCAUAUACUAAAUUCUAUCAAUCAAGAGCAUUUAAAAGGGAAUGGUGGCAAUGGUUGCUACUGACAGGUGUAGGCAUAGGCUGCAGCUUUACUAGUAAAUGGGUUGGUUUAUUUACUAUGGCAACUGUUGGCUUAUCAACCAUCAAACAACUUUGGUAUAUCUGGGGUAAUCUUCAAGUGACAAAGUCUCAAUUUACAGCACAUUUUAUAUUUCGAUUUAUUGGCUUAUUUAUUCUUCCAAUCAUCCUGUAUAUUUCCUGUUUCUACAUUCACUUUGCUGUCUUGACACAGCCUGGUCCCGGUGACACGUUUAUGACAGUUGAAUUCCAAAACGAAUUGAAAGGAAUUGAUCCUGUAGAAGAGCCCGCCCCCAUUGUAUAUGGAUCAUUAAUCACAAUACGUCAUUUGGAAAGUGUCAAUGGAUACCUUCACUCACAUAAAUCGUAUUACCCCGAAGGGUCACAACAGCAACAGAUCACGCUUUAUCCUUUCAGAGACGACAAUAAUUGGUGGAGGAUAUUAAAGGCUAAUGAGACGGAGCAAGAAUUAAUCCCAGAUGUCUUGGCAAAUGAUAACAAGACAUGGCUCCAAUACGUCCGUCAUGGCGAUCUUGUUCGUCUUGAACAUGUAGAAACAGCUCCACGCAAACUACAUAGUCAUGAUGUUGCCGCGCCCAUCACGGAUACAACAUAUCAUAAAGAAGUCAGUGGCUAUGGAUUUCCUGAUUUCGAAGGCGAUUCUAAUGACUUUUGGAAAGUCGAAAUUGAAGAUGGUGAUAAACUUGAAGCUAGAAAGGUCUCUUUUCGCCUAUAUCACCCGAACCAAAGUUGCCGGCUUUAUUCUAAUAUGGAAAGACUUCCCGAUUGGGGGUUUCAGCAAUUGGAAGUGUCUUGUAUUGUGGAAGGAACAAAACCAAAGACACUAUGGAAGGUUGAUCAACAUGAAAAUGAUCUAUUGCCUGACAGUGUGCCUAGUGUCCUUGAGCCUCGUCCAGGCUUUUUUGAAAAAUUUAUUUACCUGCAAAAGAAAAUGUGGACUGUGAAUAAGGAUCUGACUGACACUCAUCCCUAUGAAUCACGACCCUCGGCAUGGCCCGUUUUGUUAUCGGGUAUUGCAUUCUGGUCAAAGGAUACACGACAGAUCAUCCUUUUAGGUAACCCACUGGUCUAUUGGGUAUCAACCGUGAGUGUUUUCAAUUUCUUGAUCCUCGCUACCUUCUUCCAACUGCGUGAUAAACGUGGUUACCAUGAUCAUUUUGGUGGUCAAAGACAGUUUUAUGAAAACUCUGCUGGCUUCUUUGUUGCUGCAUGGGCUAUACAUUACCUCCCCUUUUACUUUAUGAAACGACAGCUGUUCCUGCACCACUACAUGCCUUCGCUUUAUUUUGCUGUUCUUACCAUGGGCGUCGGCAUUGACCUUAUCACUCGCAAGGUGGCUGUCAAAGCGAAGCCUCUGGUUUUGAUCGUCAUUACCGCUGCGAUUAUUUACACGUUUUUGAUCUACGCACCUAUUACCUAUGGCGAAACCUGGUCGUUAGGCGAGUGCCAACGCGCAGAAUCUUUAGGCAAGUGGCAGCUCGACUGUGGAAGAUAUGCUGUAAAGAUGCACCCUGUAAGCGUCAAACAAGAAGAGGCAGAGGUGGAGGAAGAAGAGUGGGUAGCGACACCCACAGAACCCUUAUUCGAAUCUCAAUAUGAAGAUAUGAAAUAUGAAGAAGAUGACCCUACAGCGACACUAGAUGAUGAUGAAGAGGACUUGGAUGAUGAGCCUACGGAGCUACCCGAGGUAUACGAACCAGAACCACAAUUUGUGAAUGGCACAGAACUCGUCGCAGGUGAUGACGACGAUGAUGAAGACGAGUGGCCAAGGACCGUUUACGGGACUGACCCUGAUGCAGAAGAAGAGGAUGCGCCGGUAGAAAUCAAAGACAUACCUCUUACUAGGCACAUGGAGUUGUAAAUAAAGUGAUUUGAUUGGAUAUAAUUAACAAAUACGGAGAGAAAUCCGACUGGAUAUAAUUUUGGUUACUUAAAAACAUACACUCUUUCCAGAAAGUAAAUCCGCCC